Xyrauchen texanus (razorback sucker) is the source of this 7424-nucleotide messenger RNA. RefSeq names its product bromodomain-containing protein 2-like. Gene Ontology annotation, cellular component: nucleus; chromatin. The coding region runs from base 2181 to 4649 and encodes 822 amino acids. The record is from RefSeq and is a predicted model, not a curated record. Gene Ontology annotation, biological process: chromatin remodeling; regulation of DNA-templated transcription. The transcript has 12 exons. NCBI's taxonomy places the organism in Eukaryota, Metazoa, Chordata, Actinopteri, Cypriniformes, Catostomidae.
UUCAUGGGAGAUGAAUGCUAUUGAUUACGUGGAUUUCUUGCGCUCCAAGCAAACUUUAUGCCACGCGUUUUACUUAACCUAAAUAUCCUUAUCCUAUAUUCAAACCACUUGGAACGCUCACGCGGAGAAAAUCGGAUUGCAUUAUCCCAGAAGAUAAUCUCGGUGAAAAUAAACAGGUUUAAUUUUGCGAUGGCGCGAUGCUUUGUAGGACACGUGAUCAUUGCCAGCCAAUCCUGGAGCGGCAACGUUAGUGAUCUAUUCUUUGUUCUGGAUUUAUCAACAUUAUCGACUACAUUACUCGUUUACAGCUUAUGGAUUUAUAUACACCAUGUCUUUAUUAACGGUAGACCGUUAAAUGUGCUUAAUCCUUCAAAGGGAAGACGUAUUGUCUGGGAUUCCUGUUUAAAACCGGUUUUAAGACAUACUAGUGUGUCACGUGUUUCGCCCUGCCCCCCACUUCGCGCCAAUGAAUGGUGAAGAAGUCGGACAUGUUUGAGGGAAAUGUGUUGAAUAAAGAAACGUGGCCGAAGACAAGAAGAAAAUACGGAUUUUUUUCCAACAAUGAGGAAUUCGACAUCUUUUGAUUUUACCUUUUAUUUUCAAUUCACUUAAUCUGGAUAGAGGUAUAUGUUAACACAUUUAGAUUUUGUUUGUUUGUCAGAAAACAAAAUGUUUUUAUUCUUAAACAUUAUUACAUUGAUGUAGUUAGGCGGUCGUAUGUAAUUAAUUUAUAGAUAACAUGGAAUUCGGUCGAUUUUUUUGUCUCCCACAAUCUAUGACAUUGUUUCAGAUUUGUAACCUUGGCAGUGGGGGAUGGGUGGCUUACCCUCCAAAAAUAUAUUGUCCUGUGCAACUAUUAAUUUGAGAACUCAAAAAUACAGUUUUUUGUGUCAGGUUAUUUAAAUCCAGGCGACCAUAAUUAAUCAAUUCUCGAUUAUUAAUAUUUUAUGUAAAGAAAGGCUGUUCAUCUAUGUAGUAUUCUCUACAAAAGUUACACGUAUUAUUUGAAAACGUUUAGUCUUUUGUUAUAGAUCCAAGGGCGUUUUGGAGAAAAAAAAACAUCGUUUGGUUUAUGUGGAUUAUUUUGACUGAAGUAGGUCUCGGCUGCGGCCUAAACGGUAAUAGUCUUUUUGAACUUUUGUGUCAAUACUGAGUGUAAUUGAGAUUAUUCAAAUAAUUGAUUCCGUCCUUUUGUCUGUUUUGGCACAUAUUUCAGCGCUAAAUUAUGUUUUUAAACCACUGCUGAUCGUCGCUUUAAGGGCCAAAAUUGCUGCGUCAUUUCAUGGAGGACACUCCUUGUAGGCCAUGUUGAAUCGACAAAGGGAAUGGCGUCGAGUACAAGGUUUUAUCUGCUUUAAUAUCGGGUAUGAGUUGGCAUAAUUUCAUCUUCAACACUGCUGUUUUAAGAAUACUACAUUUUAAAAAUGCGCAACAUUUAUUCUGUUUCUGUUAGACAAGGGAUUGUUUUAUGUAUUUUUUUAAAUAGUUUUUAUUGUUGGGUCUUCGCAUUAUUAGAAGGUACUAGAAGUUGUAAAGUUUAAAUGAUAGUUUGUGCAGUUCCAUGUGAUUUUCAGGCAGUCUAAAAGGAACAGAGAGCGAAGCGAGUCGAUAUCUGCCUGUGUGAGCUGCAUUUGUCUGAUAUUCAUGACUAACCGGGUGGACCAAUGGCGUGCUUCCAACUUGCCCUGGAUGAACGCGCCUGAGUUUUGUUGGACCAAUCAGUGAAGUCGGUUGGACUUGCAUUGACGUAACAGAAACCCUGAUGAACGCAGUUUUCUGGAAACGUUGCCAUAUUCUCGUUAAUAUUUUAAACACUUGAGAAUGUUUUGUUAAAUGUUGGUCUCGUAACUUUUGUGGCGGUAAUCAGUGUUCAAGUGUUGUUGUUUUUUGGCGAAAUAAACUGUUGUGAAUCGUCAAAUUGUUCUCAGAAGGGAUGUGAAGGCGUGGCUUAUGUGAGUGGCAGGUAGGGUGGCCUAUAUAAUACGCGUAGGCGUGUAAGUGUAGCGUUACAUUAGCCAAUGGAAUCCUCGUUGGGUUUAUAAAAAUUCGGGCGGAGCCUUAACGUCGCCAUUUCAGUGUAGCGCUGAGCUGGAGGAUAAAGGAAGUAAAAAAAACAAGGCCGCGAAACUCUUUGAGAUUCGAACGAAACCGGUUUAUAAACUGAAUCCGGAUCCAUCCCGAUGGAGACGGCCCUUUACCCGCCCUUUGACAGCUCUUUGGGCGGGGGCGACGGCAUGCUUGGGGUCACAAUGAUGGAGCACACCAUCUCCGGCCCUGGCAAGCGCAUCCGCAAGCCGUCGCUGCUGUACGAAGGUUUUGAAGGGCCUGCUCUGCCCCAAGCACCUCAGUGUGGACCCUCCCAACCCCCUGUGCAGGACCCCAAUCGUCAGGGCCGCAUGACCAACCAGUUGCAGUUCCUCCAGAAGGCUUUACAGAAGACAUUAUGGAGGCAUCACUUUGCAUGGCCCUUCCAUGAGCCGGUGGAUGCUGCCAAGCUUAACCUUCCAGACUACUAUAAAAUCAUUAAGCAGCCAAUGGACAUGGGCACCAUCAAGAGAAGACUGGAGAACAAUUAUUACAGUAGUGCAAGCGAGUGCAUGCAGGAUUUCAACACCAUGUUCACCAACUGCUACAUCUACAACAAGCCAACAGAUGACAUUGUCCUGAUGGCUCAGUCUCUGGAGAAGGCUUUCCUACAGAAGGUGGCACAGAUGCCCCAAGAGGAAGAAGAAAUCCCCACAGCUGCUCCAAGGGGCAAACCAGGCAAACCCAAAAUAGGCCGCAAAUUAGUCCCAGGUGGAAUCACAACAGCUCAUCAGGUCCCCGCUAUAUCUUCUGUAUCCCAGUCAAUCUACUCCCCUCCCACUCCAGACACCCCAGACUCUCUUCUCUCUACCCCACCCCAGACAAUUCUAGCCAAGACUUUGCCUACCACUCCACACAGCACCCCCACGCUGCUGGGCCUGCCUCCUACCCAACCUACUGCUAAGAAAAAAGGUGUCAAGCGCAAGGCAGACACCACCACCCCCACCGCCACUGGUCUGCCCCUCACCUUGGGCAUGGGUGGCAUUAAUCUUGGUAUUGGCAGUAGUGACUGCCCGCUCACUCUUUCUGCUUUGGGGGUGGACCCCAAUCAGAGCUUGUCGCUUGGCCUGGGCCAUGUUGGAGGCCUGGUUGGAGACAAAGUUCCGGCAAGACGUGGAGGCAGUGGCAGGCCCAUCAAGCCACCUCGGAAAGACUUGCCUGACUCUCAGCAUCAACAUCAACCGGUGCGACGUGGGAAACUUAGUCAGCAGCUGAAAUACUGCAGUGGGAUUCUGAAGGAGCUGCUGUCAAAGAAGCAUGCAGCCUAUGCCUGGCCCUUCUACAAGCCAGUGGACGCUUCGACACUGGGACUGCACGACUAUCACGAUAUUAUCAAGUAUCCCAUGGAUCUUAGUACAAUAAAGAGGAAAGUGGAGCAUCGGGAAUACAGAGAUGCACUACAGUUUGCUGCGGACAUCAGGCUAAUGUUCUCAAACUGUUACAAGUACAAUCCCCCAGAUCAUGAUGUGGUGGCCAUGGCCCGAAAAUUACAGGAUGUCUUUGAGUUCAGCUUCGCCAAGAUGCCCGAUGAGCCUCUGGACUCCCUCCCACCUGCGUCCCUGGGCGGUGGCCUAGGCGGUCACUCCUCCUCUUCCUCCUCCUCUUCCUCCUCGUCAUCAGAGAAUGAUGUGAGCAGCGAGAGUGAGAGCGAGAGCAGCCCAAGCUCCGACAGUGAGGAGGAGAGAGCGCAUCGCCUGGCCCAGCUUCAGGAACAGGUGUGUACUCAGUUGAGGGCGGUGCACGAGCAGCUGGCUGUGCUGUCCUCCACACCCAUUGUCAAGCCCAAGAAGAAGAAAGAUAAAAAGAAAAAGAAGAAGCCAGAGAAACAUAAGCGAGGGAGGAGUAUGAUGGAGGAUGAGGUGGUCAUUCGACCACCAAAAACGCCAAAACUCACCAAGACACCAAAGAAGCGGAGCAACAGCAAAUCAGCAAGCUCCACUCAGGGCAAAAAGGGCUCCAAUAAGAAGAGCAACAAGAGCAAAUCUUCAAAGAAAGCUCAAACUGCCUCCAUCAAUUCUUAUCCCAUGAGCUACGGUGGCCUUACUCCCCACUAUGACUCUGAGGAAGAGGAGGAGACCAGCCCCAUGAGCUACGAUGAAAAACGGCAGCUCAGUCUGGACAUUAACAAGCUGCCAGGCGAGAAACUGGGCCGUGUGGUCCACAUCAUCCAAGCACGAGAGCCCUCGCUACGUGACACCAACCCGGAGGAGAUUGAGAUCGACUUUGAGACUCUUAAACCAUCCACACUGCGGGAACUGGAGCGCUACGUUAUGAUGUGUUUACGGAAGAAACCACGGAAACCAUUUGUGGCAACCAAAGCUGUGGCAGGUAAAUCUCGUGAGGAGUUGGCUUUGGAGAAAAAGAGAGAACUUGAGAGAAGAUUACAGGAUGUCAGCGGUCAACUCAACUCUGCCAAGAAACCCCAGAAAAACAAAGUGGAGAAGCCCACCACGGUGGAAGCCCACCAUGCCAUGGCCUCUCGCCUCAGCGCCAGCAGCUCCAGCUCAGACUCCUCUUCAUCAUCUUCCUCAUCCUCUGAUACCAGUGAUUCAGACUCGGGCUGAGCAAUUUAAAGAACGGACAUGGAGAUAUCACAUUAAAACACUCCAUCCCAGACCAGAAUGGAAACCCUGCUCUAAAAUAACAGAAAUGAAUGAAAAGCAAGAGUAGGCUUUUUCUUUUAGAUGUAUGGGAGCAGUUGGAGAGUUAGAGAGAAAAUGCAAGAAUGUCUGGGAAAUAUUGUACAGAGACAUGUAGGAAGGAGCUGAUGGUAAAGCAGUCCAGGGCGUCAUUGUCUAAUUUAGGACUCAUUUCUUUUAGGCCAUUCUUUGUGUAUAUACAUGUACAAAGCUAUAUAAAUAUCUAUUUUUUCUUUUAUAAAGAAGAAUUUUAAGGAAUUCCCUGGUAGGGAAGUAACAUUUGUGAAUUUUUUUGUUCUCCCUAUUUUUGUUUGACCUAUUAGUUGUUUGUCCUCAAGAAAACAACAGGCUUGGAUAAACUACUGUCACUUUUGUUUGCAUGAGCGAGUGUAUGAUCUGUGUGACAUUGAAUCCAGCAGUUGGAAAACCACUUUGGGUGCAUUUUACACACAUGUAUGUUUUGCAGCUUGGUUCUGCAAAUUGAAUGAACCUUCCAAGCUUUAGUGAAAACAGAGCUCCACUUAUUCAAAUGGCAUCUGUUGACCCAGCAGAUAAGAGAACUCCCAGCACCCAUCUCUGUUCAAUGGGCAACCCAUUGUCUUUAGUGGCGUCUUAACUUGAAUCCUAUCACUUCUCCAUCCAGCCUGCUUUAUUUCAAAAAGAAACAAUGUGGUCAAAUUAAUAGGUUUUGAAAAUUCCAAUAGUUUUAAUACAAGAAUACUGAUGAAUGCUCUUUAAAAUAAUCUGGGCAAUAUGAGCCUUAAUUUCUCUGGACACAUAAAUUAAAUUUUACACUUACCAUGUGGUUUCAGUCACAAGCUUUUUUUGGAUGCACUACCAGAGGUACAGAGCUGCGUUAAUUAGGUGUGAAUAUGAAUACUGUUUUGUAAAUCUUGGUUUUUGAGUUUUAGUCUGGUUAUUUUAUUUGUUAUGUGUGUAUAUUAAUGAUUAUUUGCCCAGAAAAUUAAUGCAAAAUCUAUGGGGUUAACUAAAUGACCCAACACCUCUCAUAUUCAGUACAUCGAAGAUUAUAAAUAUUGAAUAUAUAUUUUCUAUAAUAUACAGAAACAUCAUAGAACAUGCCGUUACACAACAUAAAGAUCACCUGAAUUUUUUUUCUUCCAUAAUUUGUACAUAUGUAACAUUUUCACAGCCUUGCAGCUUGCAUCUAUCAAUUUCUGUAUCCUGCUGUGUUUAGAUCUUCUCUUUAGUGUCGUGGCUGGUUGUUUCCACAGCUCAUUAUAGUUUUGUUUUUUAAAGAUAACAGCAACAGGAGAAAAGUAUAUACACACCUCUUAACAGACGAGUCAUGCGCCCAUGAUUCUCAUUUGAGAAGGUCCACGCUAAUAAACCAGGUGAGAUGUCCUUAAUCAGCCUUGUGUUUGAUUUUCUUCUUGGCAUAUUUCUAUACAGUAAAAUGCUGUAUGUAUGUAUGCAUCGUCAUAUCAACUGGUAUGAAAGGUAUUUAAAUAGUGAAUGUUUAGUAGUCUAAAUACAACAAAAGUAUUAAAACUAAGGAUAUCUUUUAUAUUCAACUGUAAAAAUGCUUAUAAACUGUCCUUGAACACAAUUUGUUUCAAAUGUGUCUUACACAGUAAAGGCUACUAGGUGGCAGUAUUUAUUUUUUCUGCCCAGAUAAAAGCUUGAGUUUGAAAUGGCAUACUACCCAUACUAUUGUUAUUUUGCCAUAGAUAGAUGUUGCAGAAGUAAAAGUAGUAUUGGUAGUAUGCCAUUCUGAAAUCGGCCAUACUCUGGGUAACAAUGGCAUUGUCAUGCCAGGUUGUCAACAUUAUAUGCCAUAGUGCUAUAUGUCACAAUGCAAAUUAAAGGGAAAGUUCAACCAAAAAAUAAGAAAUUCUCUCAUUUACUCACCCUCGUGCCAUCCCAGAUGUAUAUGACUUUCUUCUGCAGAAAACAAAGAUUUUUAGGAGAAUAUCUCCACUUUGUUGGUCAAUGCAAGUGAAUGGUGACCAGACCUUUGACGCUCCAAAAAUCCCAUUGUUUUUGGUAGUUUACACAACAAUGAUUGUGUUUCAAACAAUUGGGUUGUUAAACUAUUCUGUAUUUUAGUUGUUUCGAUGUAAAUGCUCCAUUAUUUUUGUGAUUGGUUCAAGACUAAAUGUUUUUUCCUCCAAGUCAUAUAGAAAACUGAAAGUGUUCAGUGUUCACGGGCAUGUUGUGCAAUGUUUGUUCCUUGUACCAUGUCUGGUUUUGGUUUGAUUUAGGUAAAAUUAUGAGGAAGUAACCACAAUGCAAACUAGAUCUGCCAUUUUUCCUUUGUAAAUCAGACACACAUUUUUAAACUCGGUCCUCAAAUCACACUACUCUUGCACUGGAAGAGGACCUGUGAGAUAUGGCCACCAGUGACCAACAGGACAAGCCCAUAUACAAAUCUGAGACUCACUGGUGUCCAUAUCUCACAGGUAAAGCAGGCCUGACUUGAAGGGCCAGUCCGACAUGACAAAACCAUUUAAGUUUCCUCAACUCUGGUUGAAUACUAUCAUUUCAUUUUAAGCUUGGAAUUCUGUAUUGUGGCACUAUUAUUGGCUCCUGUAUGUUAAAGUGCCUGUUUUUUACUCAUUUGUGAGUCACUUUGGAUUAAAGUGUCUGCUAACUGAAAUAUAUGUAAAAAAAAAAAUAAAUUACAUUAUUGAGAAGUGAUUGUUUUUUUACCAAAAAUGUCUUGGAAGUGAUCAAUUC